Phytophthora nicotianae INRA-310 is the source of this 3645-nucleotide messenger RNA. RefSeq lists its product as hypothetical. Gene Ontology annotation, biological process: protein localization to plasma membrane; positive regulation of D-glucose transmembrane transport; positive regulation of protein targeting to membrane. NCBI's taxonomy places the organism in Eukaryota, Oomycota, Peronosporomycetes, Peronosporales, Peronosporaceae. Gene Ontology annotation, molecular function: calcium ion binding; calcium-dependent phospholipid binding. Bases 67 to 2697 code for a protein of 876 amino acids. The record is from RefSeq and is a predicted model, not a curated record. Gene Ontology annotation, cellular component: plasma membrane. The transcript is spliced from 11 exons.
AAUCCACAAUGAGAUACCCUUUUGUAGCCAUAAUCCAACGUACGCUGUAGCCAAGAUCGAGACAGCAUGCCGUGCACGAUCAAGAUCCGGCUGGUGGAGGCCCGUGACAUGCCUGUGGUGGACCGCACGAGCAAGCUGGCGGACGCGUACGUGAGCAUCACGUUUGCGAGCUUCGAGGCCAAGUCAUCGGUGUCCAAGAAGACUUUGAACCCAAAAUGGGACGAGGAAUUCCGCUUCGACGUGGCCGACGACUCGGUACUACAGAGCCAGCCAAUUGAAUUCAAGCUCAUGGACCACGACGUGUACACUACGGACGCCACUGUGGGCAUCGUCUACGUAGAUCUCAACUGCCUGCUCAUGCGGGAUGGCCACGUUAUACAGGGCUGGUUCCCAGUAUACGACACACUACUGGGAGUUCGUUGUGAACUGAGUUUAGUUAUUCGACUUCAGUACUUUGGAGAUGUGAACCCAUUUCGAGAGUCUUCAGCCGGUGUGCAAUUCUUCGGCCUGUCAACACUAGACCCGAGUCUCUACAGGAUCGAAAGCAUGCUGGGCUUUGUCGAGGAGCUCGUGGUGCAUGCAGACCCGGAAUAUUCGUGGAGUGACAGUUUUCGCACUUCAAGACGCAGUAACGAGCAUAGACAAUUAUUACUGUAUAAAUUGUCGUCUCAAGUGGCUACACUGGUUGGAAAAAAGGCGUUGGAGCUCGGAGGUAACGCCGUAUUGGCCUAUAAACAGUUUUUCGAUGUGGAAGGAGACAGUGGACUGGUAGCACGAGCAUGUGGCACGGCGUGUUACAUCACAUCAGUGGGGAAGAGCGAGUUAAUGUCGGACAAUGGCAGUCAACAGCGCACACAUAGCGAGGAUGGCCUGGACAGUGAACUGAAUGUGGAUAUUGACAAUGACGACAUCACGUCCAUUGGAGGAGAAAGCGUUGAGGCUUUAUUGUCGCCUCGGUUUUACCCAAGGCGUGUGCUGAAGGCGCUUAAAGCACCGGAAGCGUUCAAUAUCUCCGCACAUGACGAGGUGCAAUUGAUCACACUGAAAGUGUUUAAUCCAGCUACGAGGAUCCGAUUGGCUGGGAUUGUCAGUGCACGCUCGGUCAAGUAUCUUGGCAAGCUAGCGACAAAGCUGGCAGAUCAGGAAACUCGAGACUCGUGGUGGCUUGAACUCCGUGAAGAGAUCCGAGCUCACGCGCAGUCACUGCAAUGCCCCUUUGUUAUCGGCUACACGGAGUCAUGUACCAUUCACGAUGAUGUCUGUGUCAUCUCAGCCUCAGGAACUGCAGCAGUGAUGAAAAACCCUCUUGAAGACAGACCAACUCGACGGGAUGUCACUACCAGUUAUGACGCGGAUGACGAUGGACCUGAUGCACAUGCAGCCUCUUCUCCGAUGCUAAGUCUCCCUCUUCCCGAGAUUCCUGCUUCGAUUGGACGCCGGAGUCCCUCGUUCUCGUAUAUGACACACCAGCCAAUUCCAACAAGAACAAAGCCAAGACGGAGCCGCGUAUCCAAGUCACCCUGUCUUUUGUGCCACAUUCCGUACUCGCGAUCACUCGCACCAUUCUCAAAUAUGAGGAUGGUGCGCUGCGGUGUAUGUGGAAAUAAAUGGGUUCCAGAGAUGAUGAUCGCGUCCAUCGAGCCUCCUGCUGGUCUUGCGAUGAUGGGGAAAGGAACGUUUAUUCAAGCACGAGUUUGCCGUCAGCGGAGGAAAGGAACGGGCGAUGUUAACGCCACCAUCGUGUCAGACGCGCUACCAUUCCUCGAGUACGAGCUGUAUCGCCAGUUGAUUGUGAAGAUGAAAGUGCUCGGAGUGAACGCUGUGUUCGCGUUUGACUCGCAGAUCCAAGUCGGAGGCUCCCUUAUUGUCGGUGUCAUUACUGGUACCGGUCUGUACCUCCCUGCUCUCCCACCUCCUCCUACGCUUCGGAUCGAGCGAAACAUCGACGUGAAAGACGACGAAGAUCGACGUCUUGUUCAGCUUCAAGCACAAAUCGAGGAACUCAGCACGUUCAACAAGGACAGACUCCAUCGAGACCGUAUCUGUAUCGUUCAACCUGAGUACGAGUACUACAUUGGAGGCAGGAAUGCGCGUAACCAGCUCCAGGCUAGCACUUCGCUUUCAGACCAGGACGAUGACAAUGGGAAGGGAUCCAAGCGUCUGUUCCAGUUCACCCAGUCUAGACCAAGACGCGCGCGGAGGAGGCAACUACCACAACCGUCUCCAGACGACGGAGUUGCUAUGCACUCCACUACUAAUGCAGAUAACGCAGCUACAGCAGAGGCCUCGAUCACACCGGAUGGCACUACUACGCCUCCAGCUCCGGCCUCGCAGACCUCGCUUGACAAUGAUUCCAAGACACUCAGCUCCUCUUCGGAAUCAAGCUCCGAGUCGGAAGAAGAAGCGUUCGUCGAUGGCUUCAGCGACUCGAAGGAGACUUUUGUGCUGGAAAUCGACGAUGAGACCGAUGAAGACCUCAUGUCGGUGCUGCUGGAGCAGGAAUUGCCAGAGGGUAUCUACAUGUGCAACACGGAUCGCCUUCCGGGUGACUUUACUCCCGGUGAGAAUGUACAUUUGAUUGUGUCCAUGAAGCGAGUAGAGUGGGAUGAAGACCGCAUGCGUGAUACUCGACUUAAUGAGCUGCUAUCAGUUGUGUUCAAGGAGCUUUUCGCAAGGUACGGUUGCUACAUUCGUUGAUGUUAAGCAGUACUAACGUGGUUGUGUGGUUGUUCAGUCUUCUGUUUAAAGUGCGCUCGUACGCUCCCUGUGCCAUCUGCGGCUUAAAGACUCGAGUAGCGGUGGCAUCCGAAACGAUGAUUGAAGUGGUUCUAAGCGGUAUGGCAGUCUUGGAGAAGAACUGGGAAGAUCCACUUGAUAGUCUUUUCAACAACGCAGCGAUUUCUCUCGACAUGGAAGAAACACAGCCAGUUGACUCCUCUGACAACACCCGCUCGUCAUUACCUGCAGUGCACGACAUCCCGCUGUCUGGUAAAACUACAAGUCCCUCCAAGUUACACAUUCACAUGCCACGGCCUCGAAGCUUUUCACACUACCGUUUGAAUAACCCCAUGUCAACGGCUAUUCCAGCUCCAUACGGCCGCGAAUGGAUUGAGUUGACUCCGCUGGGUUACAUUCCUGGUGCUCAUGUGACUCGUUAUCUCGGUCGUGUGACGCUGCACUUCAUUAAGGAAAGUUGGACGGUGCGUGAGAGCGGAGGAUUGGGUGCCUUUUACCACUUGUUCCUGAGCGAAGCCAUCGCCAUCGUCCGAGCCCACGUACGCUCCUUGGGUGGCAACGCCAUGUUGACAUUCCGUCUCGUGCCCAUCGAGUCCAGCCAACUGUAUCGCAACCAAGUGUACAACAUGAUCAGCAUCACAGGUGACGUCGUCAUGAUCGAGCGAGAAGUGGACACCAACGUGUACCCGCCCAAUAUGUGGAGCAGUAAAUCCUCCCACGCAGCUGAAAUCGACAAGCUCUCGUCUCUUGACGACGCAUUCGCCAACGCCAUUAUUGAAGACGCAGGCAACAUUAACUCCUAGACAAAUUAAAUAGGCAUCUUAAUGUCAAAAAUAAAAUACCGCAGCUCUAGUAAAAUUGCUUCAAUAGAAAAACAAUAAAUUAACCAAAUAGAAAGCUAUCUUUCAC